AUGUUGUACGCAAUUGGUUUCGCCCUCGUCGCUGCCGUGCUCGCCGGCCUCUCGCCGCUCUACUGGACGCACCUCGACAACGUGCCCGUCCUCGAGAUCGUCGCGCACAUGGUCCUCUGGUCGACGCUGCUGCUGGUGGUCACGAUCACCGCGACGGGCCGCCUCGGCCUCUUCAUCAACGUACUCGACAAACGCACGGUGCUCCUGCACUGGAUCGCCAACGCAUUCAUGGUGUGCAACUACUACCUCCUCGUCCACGCCUCGCUGCACGCGACGCUACUCCUGCUCAGCAUGGGCUAUUUCUUCGCACCACUGCUCGAGAGCCUGCUUUGCCGCGUCUUUCGCCGCGAAGUGCUCUCGUCGCGCCAGGACGUCGCCAUCGUCGUCGCCGCCUUCGCCGCCAUUGUGAUUGGCAUCGGUUUUGAAGCCGUUCCGUUUGUCGGGCUCCUCGCUGCCGUCUCGUUAGCGCUCCACCGCGUGUUGAAGAGCGUCAAGCCGCUGCCGCCCGUCAUGGGCGCUACGCUCGAGGGCCUUGGUCUCGUCGUGCCCGCGAUCGUGUACAUCGCCGUCAUCACCACCAACGGCACGAGCCUCUUCUGGCACAUUAGCGGCCACGUGAACGGGCUUCUUAUCGGGACCAGCGUAAUCAUCGUGGUGCCCCUAGCCUUUGUGUGCAAGGCGGCAGCGUCGCUCAGCCCCAACGUCCUCCAGCUCGUGGGCGCCGCGACGCCGACAGUGUUUUUGUUCUUGGCCAUCUUCAAAUCGCACGAAGCGCUCCCGCUCAUCGCGUUCAUCGGGUACCUCAUGCUCUGGAUGGCGUUCACGAUGGACAUCAUGGAGCGUCUCCGCCGAACCAAGGAGACGAAAGCGUCCGAGAUCCUCGGCGACGCCGGCAUGGGCGACGGCUUCGUCGCGGCCAGCCCCGUCUAA
Saprolegnia parasitica CBS 223.65 is the source of this 930-nucleotide messenger RNA. RefSeq lists its product as hypothetical. NCBI's taxonomy places the organism in Eukaryota, Oomycota, Saprolegniomycetes, Saprolegniales, Saprolegniaceae. The record is from RefSeq and is a predicted model, not a curated record. The transcript has a single exon. The coding region runs from base 1 to 930 and encodes 309 amino acids.